AUGAAAAAUGAAAUUGAUGAAAAUGAUUUACUGAUUUUACUUAAUGAUACGGAAUUAUCUCGUUCAUUUGAUCGACAUUCAAAAUUCACUAUUGAUCAUUGCAAAUUACUGAUAGCAGCUGUUGUUCAUUCGAAAAGUACAUUAAAUUUGCCAGAAUUUAUUUCUGUAAUAAAUCUUCUUUAUACAUGGAGAAAUUUUUUCCGUCGUCAUGAUCUUGAUCGAAAUGGUAUUAUUGAACCCUAUGCUCUUGUUAAUAUACUUAAUUCUUUACGAUUUAAUUUAUCACCAUCAACACUUGAAACAAUUGUAAAACGAUAUUCAACACGUGUUGAUGAAAAUUCAUCAGGAAAAAUUUCAUUUGAACAUUAUGUUCAAUUAUGUGCUCGAUUAACUUUACUCAAUGAUUUAAUGCAACAAAAGUCAACAAAUGAUUCACCAAGAAAUGUGUGUUCAUUUUCAAUCGAUGAAUUUAUGCAGUUGGCACUUAGUCUAUAA
Rotaria sp. Silwood2 is the source of this 495-nucleotide messenger RNA. The record is from the annotation of a GenBank genome assembly. NCBI's taxonomy places the organism in Eukaryota, Metazoa, Rotifera, Eurotatoria, Philodinida, Philodinidae.